GAGGAGGAGGACGAAGAAGAAGACGAAUACGAGGAAGGGAGGAGGAGGCCUCCUCUUCGAGUCCGGAUUGUGCUUCGCGCGGUGUCGUGAUUCGACGGUCGUCGUGGAAAAAGCGGACGCUGUCGAGAUGCCCGUCGCGGAAACCUCCUCGCCUCCACGUCGCGGCCCUUGAGACAGAGGAGACAAGUGCGCGGCUGGACCUGCUGAUCGCGACCUGCACCUGUCGCAAGAUCGCAGCGCGACGACUUCGCGCCGCGUCGCGUCGCGCCGCGCGCGCGCGCGCGGUUCACGUCGCGUCGUGCUCGUCCGCUUGAUGUGACUCGUGACUCGAGGCUGAGGUGUUGGACACUUGAUCGAGUCGGGCGUUUCCGUAGCGCUCGGGAUAGGUGAAGUUCUUCCCCGCUCUUCCCCGUGGCAGGACGUUACUCGCGCGUGUUCCUCGUGGGACUCCUCGUCGGGAGAGAAGUUCGACACACCGGUGACAAUCACCGGCGUUCUCGUUGCGCUCGGUUGCAGCAACGGUCAGACUCUGGAGAAGCACUCGUGGUGGCACCGACGCUCUCUGUCGCGGUUCUUCAGGUGAUCAGUGUGAAAAGAAUCAGUCGCUCCGGACAUCGCCGGGAGUGACGGGACGUGUUCAUAGUGGAAUUAUCAGCCAGCGCGUCGAAGCAGCGCCGAAUCACCACUCAGGUCUGCCCUGAACCGAACGUUAAUUCGUCGUAACGAUCAAGAUGAAUCAGCAGUGCAAGGUAUGCGGCGAACCAGCGGCCGGUUUCCAUUUCGGCGCGUUCACCUGCGAGGGCUGCAAGUCCUUCUUUGGCCGAUCCUACAACAACCUCAACAGCAUCGCCGAGUGCAAGAACGGCGGCGAGUGCGUCAUCAACAAGAAGAACCGUACCACAUGUAAGGCUUGCCGUCUACGCAAAUGCCUCUUCGUCGGGAUGUCCAAGUCCGGCUCGCGCUACGGCCGCAGGUCCAACUGGUUCAAGAUACACUGUCUACUGCAGGAGCAGCAGCAGCAGCACCAGCAGCAGCUGCAGCAGCAGCAGCAGCAACAGCAGCAGCAGCAGCAGCAGCAGCAGCAGCAGCAGCAGCAGCAACAGCAGCAACAGCAGCAGCAACAGCAGCAGCAGCAUCACUACCAAGCCGGCAUCUCCGGACAGCAGUUGCAGCUGCAGCAGCAACAGCAACGCAAACCGACGAGCCCGCCGAUCGCGCUCCACGGCGGCCAACGCAAGGACGAGGUCCACCUGCUCAGCAUGGACGACUACAAGAACUCGAGCUCGCCGAGCAUCAGCUCGCCCGAGUCCCUCAACAGCGACAACUCGGUCGACGUGUCCGAGAGGAGAGCCGCCUACGCCGGCCACCCGGGCUUCCGGCCGCUGCACCCGCACAUGCAGCACUCGAUGGCCGACCUGUCGGUCCUCAGCAAGGAGAUGAUGAACUUACCGCUGAGCUUCCACCUCGGGGGCAUGUCCCUGUUGCCGCCUACCUUCUUACCACCGCCUGGCCUCACCAUGUUCCCGCCGUACCACCUGUACGCGACAUCGCCCGCGGCGCCGCACCCCCUGGUGGCGCACCAGGCGUCCAACAUCCUCCGGCACUCGCCUGCCGUCACCGACGAGCACAUCGACCGCGGCUCGGCGAGCUCGACGGUGACGUCCAUGAUGGUGACGCCCGCCGCGGUGGCGGCGGCGGCGGCGGCGGCGGCGGCGGCGGCAGCGGCGGCGACGACGACGACGACGACGACGACGACGACGAUGACGACAUCGACGGCGGCGGCGGCGACGAUGGCCGUCGCGAGCGCUCCCGUCGACGAGAAGGACUGCGAGGGCAACGUCAACAACAACAACAACAACGACCAGUCGGCGCAUAAUCACAACGUGCGCGCGCUCAGAGACAACGCGUCGCCCGGCACCGACGAGCACGAGGAGCACUACACCAAGCGGUUCUACCUGGACAGGGUGCUGGAGAGCCAGCGGGCGUCGGCCGAGCGCUCGCCCACGCCGGUGAAUCCCCGAUCCUGCGACGCGGCCUCGCCCGGCUGCGCCUCGUCCGAGCAGGAAGCCGACUACCUGCUGCAGCAGGAGCAGCCGAUGGAUCUGUCCAUGAAGGCCACCUCGACGACCACCACCUGCGCCAGCGAGCACUCGGAGGAUCAGGAGAGCGCGAGCGACGAGGACGACUCGCUCGAGGCGAAGAGGCGGAGGCUACCGAUAGACUUGACGACCAAAUCCUAAGAGAGCCGGCCGGACGAGAACGCGCGAGUCGAGCGAGAGAGCCGGGAUGAUGCGUUCAAUUGCUUCUUGUUUCUUCUUCGUUGUCGCCGCGUCUCCUGUUUUACCGUGUCCAAGUUUGUGAUAUUUGCGGCCGCGUAUCCGCAGUCGUCGCGCAUCUCGCGCGUCUCGCUUGGGCGGCCGAGUUCAGGAUCGCGAUUCCGCCGGAGAGAUUCGCGUCUACGUCGAGGAGAGCUCGCCUCCGAGUGCCUCUCGCGACUAUAGACACACACACACACACACACGCACACAGGCCUUAGACGCGAAUUUGAGAGUAGACGUGUUUCUUGCGUACGUAUAAAUAUCUAGCUGGUAGUUUCGGCUGAGUGAGAGAGAGAGAGAGAGAGAGAGAGAGAGAGAGAGAGAGAGAGAGAGAGAGAGAGAGAGAGAGAAAAGGAGAGAUAGUUAGAGCGCAGACUCGUAAACACACACACACAUACACACGCGACGCGUGUUCGCGGCCAUGGAGGCCGAAUCUCGUCUCGGGGGAACGAACUGUUGCGACGUUACUCACGAUUCGAAUAGUCAGUGACGUCGACGCGAAUACGUCACGUCACGUUGGGAGACGUCGACGCAGCCAAUAUUCGUCGCGAAUUUUCCUCGCGAAUCACCGCUGAGCGUGGCUGCGCGGACACGCGACGCGGUUCAAUCGGACGCGUAUUAGAAGCUCCCAGCAGUGUUCAACCUUGUGAGACGGAGGACUCCUCGUGCUUCCUGCUGUCCUACUUCCCGCGAUCGUCUCACGCAAACGCCCGGCUAACUUUGCUAACGUAUGCGCGAGAAUAAAUAGGUAUCUAAAAGCCUUUAGAUAUGUAUCUAUCCUUGAACGCAUCCUUUGAGCAAUGCUCGGUAACAUUGCUCGGGUUAGCCGCGCGCGUUUAUACGGCGUUCAAGGUUGAGACGCGUUCGAGAUUGGACCUGGUCGUCUCCGCUUGCUCGCGAGCUUCCCGGCUGAGUUAUCCGGCGACGAUCCGGAGAAUGCUCGCAAUUAUGACUCGACUGACGAGUCGUCGUGACAGUCGGCGCCUCUGCCUCCCGCAAGUUCUCUUCGAGUCGACUCUUCGAGUCGAAUAUGGAUUCGUCGAUAUUGUAUUUCCGGUUGCAUCCGGGCGUAUCUUGUUACCCUCGUCGUAAUUUAACGCAAGGAUAAUUUUACAAAUACCAUACGCUCUCGGGAGAGUUUUUGUGCAACACCCGAGUGUUAACUCUACGAGAGUGUUAACUUUACGAUGUAACGCGGAAAUGAUGAGGGAAUGUGUUUGGCGAACCUCCGCACGCGGGAGAGAAUAAUCGUCGGGUAGCAAAUUAUCCGAAAGCAUUCGAAGUAAUUCAAUGACGGUUGAUUUGGCGGACGCGUCGACUUCGCCUCGAAGCGAACUCGACUUGUAUAAUCGGACCUCAAAUUCGACUCGACCGACGCGAGUGGCCGCACAGUGUGACUAGUAGAAAUCGCUUUAUUUAAACGCCGACGAAGAUAAUUGUCUGCAUUCCGACGAGCGCCGAUGAGAACGAGCGACGCUCAGCGGCUUUAAACGGCUAAAGUUGUAGACGUCGACGGCAUCCGUGAAGACUGUUACCAAACUUUGUCGGAGAGCUUGUUAUCAUCGUAUCUUAGAUUAUUUUUCUAAAUAACUUUUACACGCGAUUAAGAGACAAGAAUAUCAAUAUUUUCUUAAUACACCGGUAUACUCUUCCGCUAAUGCGCGAUAGCGAUAUAUUAAACAAACGCAAAAUUAAAGCUCCCUUAGACACGUUUAGUGAUACGACAGCAUCGUGAAAUGACGAUAAAUCGCAAACCGCGUCGAGCGUGCUGUGUUGAGAAAUAAUCUGACAAUGGCCGGAAGAGGGAAAGACCCAAGAUGCGGUCGCCGCGACGCUCUUCACCGGCGCCGUCGAUACAGUUCCGCGUGCCUCUCGCUUUGUGUUCUCGCCGACGGAAAUUCCUCCGACUCUCAACCCCGACGAAAAUCCCUUUUCGCGAAUGCUCCACAAGAGCGCGGCCGGCUCGGUGCCACGGAUUAAGAAACGUUUCCAGCAGAUUAGGGAGAACACGCACACGCGCGCGCGCGCACGGAAACACCGACGACGCCUUCGCGUGAGAAGAAAUCCCCGUGAGAAGAGAGCGACUUCUUAGCCUUAGAGAGUGCUUCGCGCUCUCAGCCGCGCGAACCGCUCGCGGACCGCGGACGAACGAGAUUCGAGCUCGUGCCGAACGCGAAACGCCAGAUUCCCGCGGCAGCCCUUAAUUAGCUGCUCGCGCGAGUACGGCCAUCGCCGCGCUGCCGUGACCUCCUCCUGCGCGCGGACGGACGAUCCAAUCGCUCGUACAUGCGCGUGCACCUUCGCACCGCGCGUCUUCGGCCGCGAACGCUCGAGCGACGCGGCUCGCGCGGCGGCGAGGAGGAGAAGGAAUCGCGACGUCGGCCGACGUCUCAAUCCCGAGAGACGAGAGCGGCCGCCGAUCGAUGCCCGCUUGCGCAACGGCCAAUCGACUUUAACGAGAUUCCGCCGUUUUAAUUAACGAGCGCAUGCGCGCUCGCUCGCUCGCUCGCUCGCUCGCGGUAAUCACACGAGCGAGCGAGACGAAGACGAACGACGAAGGACGCGAGCGCCGCCCGAUGAACACAUCGAGCGUGCGUGCGCGCGUACACGUGUCCGCGCGUACGCCACGCACCGGCGCCGUGUUCACGUGUGCGCGACACGUCGGUAGUCGCGCUUUAUCUUGCGAGGCCGCGCGCAACGACCGCCGACGUUGUUUCCUCUCCGCGCCGGCCGCUCUCCCGCGCGCGUGUCCUGAGCGAUGUUAAGGAAGAGUAGCGUUUAGGACGGUCGAAUGGACGACAAAGUGUCCCGGGGCUUUCAAGCAUCAAUCUCUAAUCUUCGAUCGUCGAGAGAAGGUCAUUUCUUUCGUCUCCGAAAUUCACUUCCGCUAGGGGUUACUUUCGCGCGAGAGGGUGAACAAUCGCUCUUGGCCGUCAGCGGAAUGCUUCAAAUCGACCGUCACUUUUUCUUGGUAGUGUCUUCGUUAAUUCUACGAUCGGCUAGGCUCGCGCGG
Harpegnathos saltator (Jerdon's jumping ant) is the source of this 5331-nucleotide messenger RNA. RefSeq names its product zygotic gap protein knirps. The record is from RefSeq and is a predicted model, not a curated record. Bases 732 to 2240 code for a protein of 502 amino acids. Gene Ontology annotation, biological process: regulation of DNA-templated transcription. Gene Ontology annotation, molecular function: zinc ion binding; DNA-binding transcription factor activity; sequence-specific DNA binding. Lineage: Eukaryota; Metazoa; Arthropoda; Insecta; Hymenoptera; Formicidae. The transcript has 3 exons.